AUGCCCUUUGGAGAAGCUCUACAGCAGAUGCCGCUCUACUCUAAAUUUCUGAAGGAUAUGUUAACUCGAAAGAAUUGGUACAUUUAUAGUGACACCAUUUUUGUGGAAGGAUGCUGCAGUGCCAUGAUUCAACGAAUCCUUCCACCCAAGCAUAAGGAUUCAGGAAGUGUCACCAUUCCUUGUUCUAUUGGUGCAGUCUCAGUGGGCAAAGCUCUUAUAGAUUUAGGAGCUAGUAUAAAUCUGAUGCCGCUCUCCAUGUGCCGAAAACUUGGGGAGCUGGACAUAAUGCCUACAAGGAUGAACUUACAGUUAGCAGAUCACUCCAUCACCAGACCUUAUAGAGUGAUUGAAGGUGUUCUGGUUAGGGUCAAACACUUUACUUUCCCUGCAAAUUUUGUCGUCAUGGACAUUGAAGAAGAUGCAUAUAUUCCCUUAAUUUUAGGACGUCCAUUCAUGUCUACUACAAGUUGUGCAGUAGACAUGGGAAAGAAAAAGUUAGAAAUGGGUAUUCAAGACCAAAAGAUCAACAUCGACUUGUUUGAUGAAGAAAAACAAUUGCUGAACCAGAAUGUCUGCUUAAAGGUGAAGGAGUAUGAAAAAAAGGUUAGGGUCAAAGGGCAUCUGAUUAAGUUUGAUGCGGAUUCCCUCAACACCUUCUUGGAGACUCCAUUUGUCUUAGAGCUAGGGGAGACACUUCCAACAUACUCCAGAUUUUGCAGAUUUAGACCAGAUCCUCAGGAUUUGGCGGCCCAACUUUGUGUCCCUGGUAGGGUAUUUGUUCUUAAUGCUGAGGGCCUGCCAUGGAAGCUGUUGAGGAAGGACCUUACCACCUUGGCGUAG
Glycine soja is the source of this 840-nucleotide messenger RNA. RefSeq lists its product as uncharacterized. The record is from RefSeq and is a predicted model, not a curated record. Bases 1 to 840 code for a protein of 279 amino acids. The transcript has 2 exons. Lineage: Eukaryota; Viridiplantae; Streptophyta; Magnoliopsida; Fabales; Fabaceae.